This is a messenger RNA of Strongylus vulgaris, 1200 nucleotides long. The record is from the annotation of a GenBank genome assembly. NCBI's taxonomy places the organism in Eukaryota, Metazoa, Nematoda, Chromadorea, Rhabditida, Strongylidae.
AUGAAGACUACCCCAAGAACUCCAUUUGACCCUCAAAAAUUAGUUAAUUCUCAAUCGCCCAAUGUAGACGAAUCAGCCGACACGAUGUUUGAGCAGUUGAUGGCAUCCACUUCUACUUCUCCUGCUCCUACUUCUGCUUCCAUUCGUCCAAUCCUAGAAUCUACAAGAAAGCCUCCAGACUUCCCUUCUCUAAUUAUUUUACCAAAGAGUUGGGAGUACAGCGAAAAUAUGGAGAGCAAUGAGGUGCUGGACCGAGGCGAAGUUACCGCCACCCCCUUAAAGCAAUAUCCUGAGCCAUGGAGGACGAGAUCACCACCUGAUAAUGUGUACAAGCCUGCACUGCCAGUUAUGGGUUAUGUGGAAACCCGUGUGGAAGCUCCUUCCAUCCCUGUGUAUCCUGUUAUCGUACCUGGACAAUCAGCUGAGAAGGUCAACACUAACCAUAACGCUGAAGCGGUUAUCCCACCUAUGACAAUCCCACCCGGCAAAGGUGAUGCUGUAGCGGUUACCUUACCACAUUCGAGUAACCCCACCUCCAACAACAUUGGUAAUACUGGAACAUUUGUCCUGCCCAAUCCAGUUUACCUGGGUGCCAACACCAACGGGCAUUCUGUGGCAUCUAACCUACCCAAUGCGUUUUACCUGAGUACGAACAACAACGGUAAUAGUGGAACAGUCAAUUUACCUAUGGCUGUUCAUGGCAAUAACAACGGCAAUGUGGAAGUAGCUACCUUACCCAAUCCCGUUUAUCUAAGUACCAACAAAAACAUUAAUUCGGGAACAGUUACCGUGCUCAACCCGGAUUACCUAGGUGCCAACAAAACCAAUAUUGAAAAGAUCACCUUAGCCAAGCCAGUUUAUCUAACUGCCGGCUCCGAAACCAAUAGUUUACCCGUUCCAACCCAAAAUCCGGAAUGGGUAGAACAUGGAUUGCGGGCGUUCCAGCAAGUUAUGCAACAGAACCAGUUAACAACAACGGAUACCCCUCUCGUAAUAAAAAUCAUCACAAGACCUGAUGAAAACUCAGCUGAGCAGUCUGAAGCUCCAGAGCCUUUUGGAACGCAAAAUACAGAAAAUCCUAUAAUAAAAGUUUUCCCGGAAGGUACUUCCCUACCAGCAGCGCAGCUAACUUCUGCGGAAAUGGAAGGCGGUCCCGCACUAAACAAGAAAACGGUACGUUUUUUGGAACGCAACUCUUAA